AUGUCUACCAUUACCAUCCUCGUCGUCGGCGCAACAGGCCAACAAGGGGGCUCCGUGCUCACCGAGCUCUCUCGCCAACUCUCCUCUAUCACCACCACCACCACAGCAACACCCGAACCCGAGGCGAAGAUCAAGCCCAAGGUCAAGGUCCUCGCGCUAACCCGCUCGGCCUCCUCGGCCAAAGCCCAGGCCCUGCCGUCCAAGUACCCGUCGCUGGACCUGCGCGUCGUCGAGGGCGACGCGCGGGACCCGGAGCCCAUCUUCCAGCAGCACCCGGACAUCCGCGCGGUGUUCAGCUACACGACGCCGCCGGACGAGGAGCCGCAGGCCACUCGGCUGGUCGACGCCGCGCGCGCGCACGCCUCGUCGCCAGAGGAACCCACCCAUUUCGUCUUCUCGAGCGUCGACCGCGGCGGCGAACUCAAGUCCUGGGAUUCCCCGACCAACGUCCCGCAUUUCGCCCAGAAGCACAAUGUCGAGGUGCAUCUGCGCCGCGUCGCGGGGGCGUCAGGCGGGAUGUUGACGUACACGAUAUUGAGGCCGGUUGCGUUUAUGGAUAAUUUGAACCCCGGCGGCGCCUUCGGCAUGGUAUUCGCCAGCCUGUGGAACACGAUACCCCCCACGCGCAAGCUGCAGCUCGUCAGCGUGCGGGACAUCGGGGCCUUCGCGGCGGCGGCGCUGCUGCGUCCGACGUCGGCGCGCUUCCGCAACCGCGCGGUCGGGCUCGCGGGCGACGAGCUGACCCUCGCGGAGGCGCGCGAGAUCUACGCGGGGCUGUCCGGCGGCGCGGCGCUGCCGCAGGCGUGGAACGUGGUCGGGUGGGCGGUGCGCGGGCUCGUGGCGCGCGACGUGGGCGCCAUGUUUCGAUGGUUCGAGACGGACGGGUAUGGGGUGGAUAUACGCGCGCUAAGAGAUGGACAGGAUGAGGGGGAGGGGGAGCCGAAGGUGCAGGAUUUGGAGACGUGGUUGAGGGAGAGUAGCAAGUUUGAGUUUGAGGGGAAGGAGUAG
Molecule: messenger RNA, 1008 nt
Organism: Daldinia caldariorum
Lineage: Eukaryota; Fungi; Ascomycota; Sordariomycetes; Xylariales; Hypoxylaceae
Product: NAD(P)-binding protein
Exons: 2
Coding region: 1-1008 (335 amino acids)
Source: RefSeq, a predicted model, not a curated record